This is a messenger RNA of Phyllotreta striolata, 974 nucleotides long. The record is from the annotation of a GenBank genome assembly. NCBI's taxonomy places the organism in Eukaryota, Metazoa, Arthropoda, Insecta, Coleoptera, Chrysomelidae.
GCGGAGUUUUGAUCUCCAGUCAAUAUACAAGUAAAAUCCGGCAUCCAGGAGUCGGCACCCUCCUCGAUUCAGUACUAAUCGAUUAUCAAAAAAAAAAAAAAAGAAAAUGAAACGUCUUCUCGUGUUCGCUUUCGUUUUGGCUUUUGCCUUUGCCCAAGAUAAGGCAGAGGACAAAGAUGAUGGUCCGAAAACGUACAGGAGGUUGAUACCGGCCGAUGUCCUCAGAGAUUUCCCUGGUAUGUGCUUCGCUUCGACCAGAUGCGCCACCGUGGAGCCCGGAAAAUCUUGGGAUUUGACGCCUUUCUGUGGUCGAUCCACUUGCGUGGUGUCCGAAGACAAACCCCCUCGUCUAUUGGAAUUGGUAGAAGAUUGCGGUCCUCUGCCUUUGGCUAAUCCUAAAUGCAAAUUGGACGAAGAAAAAACUAACAAGACGGCCACUUUCCCGUAUUGUUGCCCUUCCUUCGUUUGCGAAGAAGGUGCCAAAUUGGAAUAUCCGGAAGUCCCUACGGUAGCGCCAGUACCAGAAGAAACGGCUGCUACAACUACCAAAGCAUAAAUAACAAACACUCUGUAUACGCCUCUUCUUUUCCUUUCUCAAUUCGAUUCUAACGAUUAAUCGAGAUACUUAUUUUUUACGAUUUUUGUUACACAAGUACGUGUAGGUUGAGUUAUUUGAAAUUUUCCGAUCUUUCCUUUCCCUUUUUUACUUCUUCUAGAUUUAAAAACUGCGCUAAACAAUAUUAAUUAAUUGUAGGUCCAACAAUUGUGAUAUACAUUUUUAGUUUUUCGUCUCAAGUUUCGGCUUAAUUUUUGCGCUAUAUUUUUAUUUGUUUCGGUAUGUUAAAUGCGAUUUUUGUAACCUAAUAAAAUAUUAAUUUAUUAGAAUUAUAGUUUCAAUUUUACAUUAGAAAUGUGUACAUAACGAACUCACUUGGAAUAGAUUUUUUUAACCUAGAAAACACCUUCGCUAUUCG